Molecule: messenger RNA, 531 nt
Organism: Fusarium vanettenii 77-13-4
Lineage: Eukaryota; Fungi; Ascomycota; Sordariomycetes; Hypocreales; Nectriaceae
Exons: 2
Coding region: 1-531 (176 amino acids)
Source: RefSeq, a predicted model, not a curated record
AUGGGCAGAGCCCAACCCACGAACCAAGACUUCGUCCAGAUAUUCCCAGGCCUCGCCCGGGCGUACGAGGACGGCGCCUUCCGAGGCGAGGCUGCUGGCCUGGUGGAGUCUCUUCGUUCGGUGCCUUUCGAAUGGGCUUUCGUGACCGGCGGCCCCGGCUCGGGAAAGACUACCGCAGCUUUGGCGAUAGUCAAGGCCGUCAUCUCCCAGCCAGCUCGCUCUUCGGCUCCCCCGGUGGCCAUCGACCAGGCUGAUACCCCCAAGGCUGAGGGCGACAAUGUCAAUGAUGCUGAGGCUGAGAAUUUGGGAGGCCACACGGAAAGCGACGCUCAUGGUCAGAUUGACGACGGCCUCGAGCACACCAGCCCCGACAUUCCGCCCCCUCCUGCUUUGCGUUGGACUGACAACAAGUCUGACAACAAGGCUGACGGUGCCGACUGCGCUGAGGAAGAGACCGCUGGUGACGUCCCAUCAACCCGUCCACGUCGACCCCUGACACUCUUUACAUGCUUAGGAGAAGCAUCUUCCUAA